GCUGGAACCCCCAUUCCCUAUACUACUAAAGAUUGACUAUAAACUUCGUGAGGAAUUUCAAACAAUUAAUCAAUUUUCAUUUAACAACGCAUUUUAGGAAAACUGCAGCUACAGGGAUGUUGUGCAUGGAUACAACAUACAUCUUAGAUAAAUACAAUAUAUAUAUUUUUACAUAUUUGCAGCUAUUUCAAAAAAUGUCGAAUACUGCAUACUGAAUAGUGUAUAGAGACUCAUGUCAUUAAUUGUGGCAGUCUUUUGGAAGCCAAGUUCAGGUUAAACGUACAUGCUUCAAUUAGUAUCUACUGAUUCUAUGUUCAGUUCAACAAAACCAAAAUCUAGAAAGCGAAGGACUGGUUGUUUGGUCCGCUUGAUUCUAUGGAUGCAUCUUCCUCUCGUAAAAUGCCAAAAAUUCCUUGAAAAAGUUGGCAUGGCGAUUGCACGAAAUCCUGGGUCAGCGGUACUUAUACCUUUUUCAUUAAUGGCGAUGAGCACCCUUGGAUUUCUGCUCAUGCAGCAAGCAAACCCAUCCUACAGUCUUUUCUAUCCUACUGAAUCCCAAUCCGAACAAGAUUUGAACAUUGUAAAACAACACUUUCCUUUCGAGAAAACCAGAAAGGAAGAACUCAUUUUUACGCCGAUGAAAGGAUCCAAUAUUCUGAAUGAAAACUGUCUGUUGGACGCGUUGAAAAUUCACAAUACGAUUAUCAAUAUUACAGGAUUCAAAAGCCUUUGCGCUAAGAGUCAAGAUAACAGAAACAAUACCCAAAGUAUUUGCAUGAUGAGAAACGUUCUCGAAUUGUUUGACUUUAAUCCUGAUAUGAUAAAAAAUUAUUCCAGUGUACUUAUCGACCAGUGGAAUGGCAGAUCAAAGUUACUUUCCAACGGACGAACAUUACCCUUCGACAAAAAUAAGAUAUUCGGCGAGUUUAAAAUAAAUUCUGACCCCGGUAUUGGUGGUCCACCUGCGGUCUUUGCAACCGCGAUAAAAAUAACGUAUUUCUUACACCAGCCACAGGGUUCGGCAGACAAAAAUCAAAUUCAGAACUGGGAGAGGAAGCUUAUUUUAAAAGUAAAGUCAAUGCAAAAAGAAAUGUCCUGUGUGAACUUGUACGUCGCAACAGAUACCGAUAUCUACGGCUACGGAUAUCAGCUUUUCGCUCCUCGUGUCCUACCUCUUAUUAUUUGCUUUCCUUCUCUCAUCAUUUUGACCUUUAUAUUGACUAAGCUAUCGACCUCUACAACGGGAAGCAUGUAUAUGUUUUUUUUGAGUGUUCUGUGCACUGGACUGUGUUUACUAAGCGCUGUUUCUAUAGGGUUUCUAUUCAGUGUGGCUUUCUCAAAUGCAACCACCAUAAUACUUGUUUUCCUCGUCGGCAAAGGUUUAAGUGACGGACUGAUGCUUAUUCAAGAAUUAGAAUACCAAAGAAAGGUUCCGUCAUUAAUGCAUCGUGUGGCUGGAUGUCUGACUAAGAUUGGUCUCAUCCUUACCACUACAGCUAUCUUUGAUGCUGUGGUGUUAGGAUUUGUAGUCAUGACAAAUUUCCGCGGCAUAAUGUAUGCUUAUGCUCUUGCACUGAUUGCUACUGCUGUGGCCUAUUUUUUAUGUACGAGCUUUCUCGUAGGCCUUUAUGUGCUGUGUUUAAAGAGAUGCCCAGACUUUCUUAAUGUCAGGCAGUGCUGCUCCGGUGCUUCCUGUAAUGAAGAAAUAGAGCCCUCAAUAAAUGACACCGAUAUCCAGAGCCUGGCAAGACCCCGGAAAGGAAGGCUCACAAGGUCCAUGGAGAUAUACGCGAGAGCUUUAGUGAAGACUCAUUUUCUAGUCAUUGUCAUCAUUUUCAGCGUUGUUAUAAUUGCAGGCUGUAUUUAUAUCCACCAAAAAACGGGGCCAUUAAAGUAUCAAGAUAACGCUUUCAUAGUUCACUCUGCGCAUGUUUCUCGUUUUAAAGCCGUUGAAGCAAACCACUUUAAAGAAACAGACAUUAACGUUAUCCUCAAUGGCCAUAUCGAUUACGGAAAGGUUUCCAUUCAAGAUGACAUAAUCAAAAUUUCAAACCAGCUGAGUGGCAAAUACUACAGCAGGAGAAACGUUACUAACUGGCUAUCACAUCUGCUGUCAUGGGCUUCAAAGGAACACGCCCCUUGCAAAGAGGACCAGUUUCGAUCCUGCCUCCACAAAUUUUUAGCGACUUCUAAAAACGCCGUCUUUCGAAAUGAUAUAAUAUACGCAAACACUACCAAAACAGAAGGAGAAUCAAUUUUAAUCUCUCGUUUCCACUUGUUCAUGGAGCUCGAUGGCAAAUUUGAGAAUGACAAACAGAAAGUUGCUGCAUUACGUAAGGAUUUAGACUCUAUUGAUGAAUACGACCUAAUAGCUGGUUCUAGUCAUUUCUCACUAAUUGACAUGAUAUCGAAAUUCCAAGACGAAUGUACCAAAAUUCUAGUGGUGGUAGCCUUAGCCAUAUUUUUAUGCUCUCAACCACUUACCGCAAGUAUACGUCUGGGAAUACUCCAGGUGAUGUCUUUCAUUCUUCACGUAGUAGAAAUGGUAGUACUCAUACAGCUUUGGGACGUCCCUUUGAAUCCAGUCACCUUUACCUGUUUGUUUAUUGGCUUGAUUUGGUCUCUUCACUUUAACAUCCAAAUCCUACAAGUGCGCGCAGUAUCUACAGAGCAAACGACAAGAGAAAGAACAGUGGCGUCCUUGUCUUCAAUUGGUCCAAGUAUCGUUUGUGGAGUUUUGAUUUCAUGUGCUUGUUCUAUUUCUCUUGCCUUUGUUUUACCACACUUGGAUAAGAUAUUUCUAUAUGUGAUUCCAUUAUUAUUUGUAUUCGUGCUCUUUCAUACCUUAGCACUUUUACCAACAAUUAUGCUGCUAUCUAGCAAGCCAGUCGAGAAGUGUACCGAAGCGAUGACACUUGAAGAGUGGUUUGAUUUAACGCAGCUUACGAAAUCUGAAGAUCAAACAGUGCUAGAAAACAACAACCACUUGGAAAACGAAAAUAAGAUUUCUAGCACACAAAAUGUUAAGCCAACAGUGUCAGUCAUUGGCAUAAGCUGUAGGUUUCCACAAGCAAAAAACAAAGAGAAAUUCUGGGAAAUGCUUUCAAAGGGUCAUUGCGGCGUAACCGAGUUUCCUUCUAAUCGACCAGAAGAGUAUAAAAUGUUUCAUUCGUUGUAUCAUCCCAAGCGCUUUGUCAAAGGAAGACUCUGCACCGUUGGUGGGGCUUUCCUGGAAGACAUACGAGGAUUUGAUGCCGAAUUCUUCAAGAUUUCACCACAAGAAGCUCCUGCUAUGGAUCCUCAGCAACGGAUACUUCUUCAUGUCGUCUACGAAGCAAUUGAAGAUGCUGGGCUUCGAUUAGAAGACCUACAAAAAGGCAAAACAGGAGUUUUUGUAGGAAUAAUGAACCUGGAUUACGCUGCAAGAGUAAUGCAGCGGGAUAAUUGCUAUAACAUGGAUCAGUUUUAUUCAACUGGCACAACAUCAUCCAUUGCAGCAAAUCGAAUUUCCUUUUCCUUGAAUCUGACUGGGCCAAGUCUUGCUGUGGACACAGCAUGCUCAUCUUCUCUUACAGCACUUAGGAUUGCUCAAGAUUGUCUUAUCAACGGCCAGUGUGACGUAGCAAUCGUCUGUGCUCCUAACAUUAUUCUAGAUCCUGCAGUACAGAUGACAUUUAGUAUUGGUGGUCUUCUUGCUCCAGAUGGCCGUUGCAAGUGUUUUGACGCUUCUGCCGAUGGUUAUGGACGAGGCGAAGGCUUCGUGGCUGUUAUUCUAAAGGUUACACAGAUUUCAUUAGCUGAUAAUGAUGACAUUUACUGCGAGAUUUUAGCUUCUGGUAUGAACAACGACGGACAAAAUGCCGUUCCAAUUACUGCUCCAAGCCCUAAAACGCAGGCAGAACUAUCAAAGUCAGUUCUCGAAGAGACUGGACUUGAUGCAGCUGACAUCGAGUACGUCGAAGCCCAUGGGACUGGAACCGCUAUUGGAGACUUCGUAGAAGCGUCCUCUAUAGCCAGCACAUACUGUGACAAGAAUACUAUAAGCCAAAGAAUUCUUCGCGUUGGAUCGGUCAAGUCAAACCUUAACCAUACAGAGUCCGCAUCAGGGCUAGCAGGGCUUAUUAAAGUGUCAUUGAUGAUCAAGAGGGGUAUGUUUCUUCCAACCAUUAACAUCAAAAACUUGAAUCCAAGACUUAAGCUCACUGACAAAGGAAUGAUAGUUCAGGAGGCUCUAGAAGAAUGGAAAACGGCCCAAGGAAAACGUCGGACAGCCGCUCUGAGUUCUUACGGUUACGGGGGGUCGAAUGUGCAUGCCAUACUUAGAGAAGUUUUACAAGAAAAGAAGCCAAAACAAACCACUUGUGAUCAGAUAACCAAAGAUUGUUUUAUCUUGACUUUAUCAGCCCCAUCUGAAGAUGGCCUUGUGAACGUUGUAAAGCACUUUGAGCCCUGGUUGAGAGAACAGCCAGAAACAAGCGAAUUCAAGCUCAACUUGUCUUAUUCGCUCAUUGAAAGGCGAAGCCAUCAUGAACAACGCCUGGCUGUUGUAUUCAACACUCUUUCCGAUGCUGCAGACUCGCUUUGUUCGUUUGCAAAUAAAACCUUAAGAAAGGAAUCACAUAUUAUCUCUGGAGCUGCAAACAACAAUAGCCAAAACCUCUUGUUCGUAUUUGGAGGACAAGGUACCAACUGGAGUGGUAUGGGAAGAGAAGUGAUGCAUUCAGAGCCAAUAUUCAAUGAAGCCAUUGUUAAAAUUGACAAAAUUGUCAAGGAUGCUGGAGAAAAGUGGUCGUUAAUCGAAGAGCUCUCCUUGAACGAGAAAGAGACAAGAGUGAAGGGUACCAUAGUUGGGGAGGUUGCCACCUUUGCCAUUCAAUAUGCUACCUCAAAGCUACUUGAGUCGUGGGGAAUCCUACCGUCAGCUGUAGUGGGACACAGCCUCGGAGAGGUGGCUGCAGCCUGCGUAGCAGGAGCCCUUACGUUGGAGGCGGCAGUGAAAAUUGUCUUGGUGCGAUCGAAGUGUCAUGAGAGGUGUUCAACGAAAGGUUCAAUGGCUGCAGUUGGACUAUCACAGGAUGAAACUCAGGAACUGAUAAUAAAGCUGAAACUGGAGAACAUAGUUUGUGUUGCUGCAGUGAAUGACUAUGAAAAUGUUACCAUUUCUGGCGAUGCUGAUGCUGUAGAAAGUAUUGGAAACCAUCUUAAACUUAAUCAUCCUAGCGUGUUUUGGAAGAAGCUGUCAACUCUUCGAGCUUUUCACAGCUACCAAAUUGACGCCAUCAAGAAAAUAUUCGUUGAAGACAUUAAAAGCUUAAAAAUCAAGCCGAGAACGCUACGGAUACCUAUGUACUCCACUGUACAUGGUGAUCAAGUACUAGGCAAACAGAUUGACGAGGAAUAUUGGUGGAACAAUAUGAGAAAACCUGUUGUCUUCUAUCAUGCCAUGAAAAACGCUCUCAAAGAUGGUUUGAAGAUGGUAAUUGAAAUCAGUCCCCAGACAGCUCUGAGACAUUACAUUCACAAUAUCUCAGUGAGAGUAACUGCGUCCUCCAACAGUCCUGUCAUACACUUUGGGGCGUUUCCAAAAAAGUCAGUAAAAGACCAGCUUGCAGAGUUUUUGAAGAAUACGAUUUGUAAACUCUACGUCUUUGGCUAUCCCGUUCUUUGGUCCAGCUUCCUCGGGCAAGAACCUCGACAAUUUGUGCGAUUUCCCACAUACCCCUGGCAGGAGAAACGUUUUUGGUACAGAAAUAAUCCUCCUUCAAACACCGUUCGUUCUUUAGAACCCACCAACGACGUUCAUCCGAGACAUCCUUUUUUAGCUGAGGUCAGAAUUACGGAGCAAUUUUCUGGUAUUCAAUGCUGGGAAACAGAGAUUGAUCUUCACAGGUUUCCCACGUUUAAAGACCACGUUAUCAUUCAAGGAGGGCCAGUACUUCCUGGAUCAUCAUUUGUCGAGAUGGCCAUUGCAAUGGCCUACGAAAGGUUCCAUUGUUCUGAAGGCUUACAAAUCACAAAUGUACGCUUCACAAACCUGCUCACACUACCAGAGAGCCAAGUACGUCUGCUGAGACUUAGACUGGAGACGAAUGACAGUACUACAGAAGCAAACUUUUCUGUUGUCAGUGUACAUCCUGAAGACGGCACAGAAAUGGUGCUAGCAACUGGAGGGAUUGUUGCUGACUCUUCUGCAAACUAUCCUGAUUGUUUGAGCAGAGCAGGUCAGUCAUCAAAUCCUGAAGCGCUAACAGAACAAACCCUCGAUCCUGCACUCCAGAAGAUAAUAUCGUCUAUGGAUGAGGUCCCACUUUCCACAAUCCGACAUGUGACAGAGAAAUUUGGCUUUGACUUUGGCCCUUGUUAUUCACUACUUAGAAGAGUUUGGCGCCAAGGGGACCGGGCAUUGUGCGUGCUGGAAAUGGAUGGUCCAUUUGCUUCCGAGAUACCCAUGUAUGUGAUACAUCCAGCGUUUGUCGAUGCAUGCUUCCAGACUGCAGUUGCAGUUGAAGAUGACGAACCGGACCAAGAAACAAAAAGUAUUUCGGUUCCAAUCGGAGUGCAGAAUUUUACCGUGAUUGAUUCAAGGAUCCCCAAAACCACAUAUUGUCACGUGGCUAAAAGUGAGUCUGGGAACAUCACCACUUAUGACAUGAGGCUGGUUGAUGCUUUUGGAAAAGUUUAUGUCACUAUCGAAAAGUUUCAAUCCACCGACAUCACAAAUCUUGUCAGGUCACCUAAACUAUGCGACGUGUGCUAUCAAACCGAAUGGAUUGCCUCAGAAUUAAGAGAGACUGGGAGCUUCCUUGAUUUUUCGAAAUGCCUUAUUGUGGUGUUAAAUGAUAAUCAUGGCAUUGCGAGUUCAUUUGCGAAGAAGUUUACGACGAGUGUUACAGCCAAGGUCGUACCGAUUGAGUUACCUGAAGAUACCAAAAUCCAAGCAUUGGCUGACAUUUUGCGAGCAGCUUUGCCAGCCCCAGACGACACGUUCUUCUCUAAGCUGAUCGUCAUAAACUUUACGCCACUACAAGUCAACUCAAAUCUUUCAAAUAUUGAGAGCAUCGACAAGAGUCAAGAACUUGCAUUCAUGAACUCUGUGGAGGUCCUGAAGAUCCUCGUGGAAGUUCAGAGCCAGUUGCCAAACAUUAAUUCCUGUCAAUUUGUCGCUGUCAGUUGCUGUGCUCAGAUAAUCACCGGCAUGGAAGACACAUCAUUACCUUCGGGGUCCACAGUUUGGGGUUUGUGCAGAACGGCAUCCCUCGAAAUUCCUAAACUCAGAACAACUAUUAUUGACCUCUGCAAAGCGAACGACACAGAAUUAGAUCUCCUUGUAGAAGAGAUCAAGAACAAUGGAGCAGAGGAUGAAAUAGCAUUCAGAGAUGGAAAAAGACUUGUCAACCGUCUCACAAGAAUCAAAUCUGAAACUCAAGUUGUAAGUGAAGAUUUGCCUCAAACGCUUAAAGUCGAUGCCAGUCUGGUAUAUGCAUUACUUCAUCCAAGCAAAGAGAAGAUUUGUCUAAAAUAUGGCACUAGAAGUUGUCCCGUAAAUGAAGAUGAAUUAGAAAUUGCAGUGAGUCAUUUCUGGAUUCCACCGAACAUCGAAGGCCGUCUGAAAAGUGGAAGCGAGUAUUUUGGAUUUUCAGGUCAAAUCAUCAACUCAGGAUUGAAAACUGGGGAGUUUGUUUUUGGAGCCUCACAACAGCAGCGGCUUAGCAACAUCCUUCAAGUCAACCAGUCCGAGGUUAUCCCAAAACCUGAACAUUUACAAUUGAGCCCACAACAAGCUGCAACUUUGCCCAGCUGUCUAACCCUAGCACAUUAUGCGCUUCAACAAGCAACAAUCGGCGCGAAAGUGGGUGGAACAAUUAUUAUCAACGAAGCUAAUCGGGAUCUGGGCAUUGCAGGUUUGCUUGUAGCUCGAGCAUUAGGAUUUUCGGUGUUCUCUACGUCUUCAGAGCCACGACUAGAGGUUUCAAAACGUCUUCUAGAGAAAUAUGGAGCCGUUGUAGUGACUGAUUCACAAUAUGCAGAAUUUCCAAGACAAUAUUCAAGUACAGUAGAAGCUUCCAUCUUCUUCUACAAGCCUCAACCAAACAGCAUACGAAAGAGCUGUAACCUUCUGAGACCAGGAGGCAAAAUUGUAAUGCUUGGAGAAACAUUCCAUGGCAACGUGAUGAUCCCCUCGGAUAAAUGCAUUUCGUAUCAGAGGAUAUCCUACAAUGACAUACUGCAGCCUCUAGGGAAAUUCAAAGAAAUGUGGUCUAACUGCUUGAAGUUAUUGCAGAGUUCAGGUAUCGAAAAGCAGGUCCUUGGUAUUGAACAGGAAGAAACUAGCGUCUUUGAUAUCUUAGGAGUUAGCUUGGAUCAAGGUGCAGAGAGCAAAAAAAGUUUUGCUAAACCAGAAACUGCAAGCGCAGAUACCAUAUGUAAUCUCAUCACUGAUUUCCUAUCAGACGAAAUAAGUUCUACUAGGAGUGAGCUGAAUCCGACUGUGUCAAUGAACAUGUCGUUUUCCUCCUUUACGUUUAUCGAAAAGGAAAAGAAACCAAACAACGCACAGGUGUUGCCAGUUGGCUUCGAUCAAUAUGGGCUGAAGCGUAAUCGUACUUACAUGGUUGUUGGGGGAGUAAGAGGGUUUGGUUUUGAGGUUGCACGCUGGAUGGCACAGAAAGGAGCUGGCACCAUUGUCCUUGUAGCUCGAUCCGUCCCUUCGAGUUCAAAACUGCAGGAAGUUUCUUUACUAGAAAAAGAAACUGGCGCAAAAAUAAAGAUUUUCCAAGCUGAUGCGUCCAGUGUUGAGCAAAUGCAGGCUCUUUAUGCAGAUAAACUUGUACAGUUACCCAGCAUGGCAGGGAUUGUCUUAACGGCAAUGGUGCUACACGACCAGCUCAUUUCACAAGUUGACAGUGACUCUUUCUAUAAAGUCAUGGCACCAAAAGUUACUGGUGCAUCGAUACUUCAUGAAAUGAGUUUAAAAAUGGACCUGGAUUUUUUUAUUCUGUUUUCGUCGAUUGCGUCUUUGCUUGGUAACCCUGGGCAGGCAUCUUACUCAGCAGCCAAUGCAUUCCUUGACAGCCUCGCAUGUUACAGAAGACGUGUCCUUGGAUUACCAGCUCUUUCAAUCAACUGGGGACCAAUUCAGGGAGCUGGAGUCUUGCAAAGACAAGAAGAUAUUGCAAAAAUGCUUUCCAGGGCUGGAUACAGGAUGACGGAUGCCCAAACAGGUGUGAAGUUCAUGGAAGAAAUCCUUAUCAAAUACCCACUUGUUUGUCAGCUCGGUUUAUUUGAUGCAGACUGGUCACGGCUAAUGGAGACAUCCGUUGCACUUAAAAACUCAGCUCGCUUUACAGCAAUCAAGGAAGAAGUUGACGUACAAAGGACCCAUCAAGAUAUGGACUCUCUCGGUCCAAGGAUAAUAAUGGAGAGCGACCAUAAGAAGAAACAGUCUAUGGUCGAAGAAUAUGUUUAUGAGAUCAUUUCUCAGUGGGUCGGAGUGUCUCCUUCAGAAAUCGACCUUAACACCAGCUUAUACAGCUAUGGAUUGGACUCUUUCUUCGGUCUGACGUUGAAGAUGCAGCUCGAGACAACAUUACAAGUUUCCUUUGAGGCCUUCUACUUCAUGCAACACGACACUACUCCCGCCAAGGUUGUACAAGACGUGCUCACCAAAUUACAAGUUCAGAGUCAAUCAAACUCCAGUCCUUCUAAUAAAGAGGGUUCGAAUACUACGCAAGAAAAUACAGACGCAGUCACUCAUGACGAUGAUGAAACAACGAGUGAAACGUACCCAAAGGACGAGAGCUGUCCGACAGCAACCUAUCAGGUUAUGCCUCUUUUCACGCCUAAAGGAGCGAAGGUCAUGUUUUUCUGUAUUCACCCUGCUGGACGGUAUGCCAUGAACCUUAUACCAAUCUCAGCAGCAUUUAAGACACAGAACCUUAUCUCUUUCUUCGCAAUUGGAUACACCGACCCUACAAUGACCGGUGAUAACAGAAGUGUAAAUGAACUCGCGCGAAGUUAUGUCAAAAUGAUCAAGCAAGUCCAACGUCGUGGUCCUUAUUUUCUGGGAGGCCAGUCCUUUGGAGGACUCGUAGCGUAUGAAAUGGCAAGUAUUCUAAUAGAGGAGGGAGAAGAGAUUUCUUUCGUGGCAAUGAUUGACACAUUUCCAUGGGAAAUGCAGAACCGGUCUGGUGCUGCACGGCUUGAAAUUUUGUUUCGAGGCAGAAAGCUGGAAGAUAUGAUGGAAGACCUUUUCCAGGCAACGUUUGAACAAGUUUUGUCCAAGCUCGCAUCUCAAACACUGAACAUCCCGCCUGAGGAAUACGAGAAACAAAGAAAAAGAAAGACGCAAAACCAGACAAUUGAAUUUCUACAAAACAAAGCAAGGGAACUUGACAUACCUUUGUACGAUAUCAGGCGGUUGAAGGAGGCACUGCAUCAAGAUAAUCAGCUGGCUACUCGAAAACAUCGCGAAUGGAAACCUGGGGCGGUACACUACAAAGGUCCAAUUGCAUUUUUAAAAAGCGCUGAUCAGCGAUACACUCCCAUUAAACCAUUGCAAGAAAGCUCAGACGACGCAUGGUCCUUGCUCGUGGAUGGUAACAUUGAUGUGUACGUGUGUCCUGGUGAUCACUUGGCUCUAAGUGAGCCUGAAGAUGCCCUAGUAACGGGAAGUAUCCUAGCAAACACCAUUGCAGUAACCUAUCGUAACCAGUUUGGACAGAUAUCUUACUUGGCGAGAACCUACAAACAGAAAAAAGCUACUGAAAGAUUUAAGCAUGGAGUCCAAGCUUUUCUGCAUUCUAGAAAAGGAUUCAAAGCUCCAAAAUUUGGUAAAGUGUACCUUUUGGAGCAGAAAAGGACGCUGGUAUUUCAGCCUCUGACAACGAAUGCAAAGAAGGGCAAAAAAACAGAGAAAGAAACUGGGAAAAGGAGUGAAAAAGUCAUUGAAAUAGCAGAGCUCACCAAUGUCCAGCCCGGAAGGUACGUGGCAAAGACAUUGAAAAGCAUCACCCAAGCAAGGGAGGUCAGUGGUCAUCGGACAGGGGAUCUUAACUUGAUCAUUGCCUUGGUUAUGUCUUCACAUCGAGUCUAUAGCUUCGAGUUGCUGAAUUUAGCUGACUUGAAGGACUUCAUCCAGAUGAUGGAAGCCUUGUUGGUUGUGUCAUUGGUGCAAAAGUGACGGGAUUCACUGUCACCUCAUUUAAAUAGCAAGAACUACUUACACGGUAUCUAUCCGUUGUAUUCCUAAGUCGUAAGUCGUCGUAAGCCGUCGUAAGUCGUAAGCCGUCGUAAGUCUGAAGAAUCAUAUUUACUACAGCCUUGUGCAAAAAACUUUGACCCUUUACAUUUGUAACGCAUGUAUUAAACAAGUAUAUCAAAAGUAUAUCAGAAAUUAUGGGAUAUCAUCCCCGGUAAUUUUUUUUCGGGAAGCCCUAAUGAUAGACAACUUAAAAUAUUAGGGAUAUCCCAUAAUUUUAUAACUUGAUGUGUCCACUCAAGGUGUAUUGCGUGAAUAGAACGUUUGCAUGAUGGCGUCAUUUGACUCCCACUACCAUAAUACUUCAUAAUGCUUCGCGAAUUUUAAUUCUCUGCAUUGUUCUUGCCCUUAAACACGGUACUGCUAUGAAAAACCUUUUAGCUUAAGUAGAGGAAGGAGAUUACUGAAUUUUAGCCUGUGAAACCAAGGAGGUUUCACCACCUCCCGGGUAAAACCAAGUGAACAGGAAAAAAUAGUAUUAAGGCUGCAUUCAUAACACAUCCCCCUUAAAGUCAUGCAAAAAAAUACGAUCCUCCCGAAGCAAGGCUUGUAGCUUCUUCCAACAAUUGUGCAUCACCCCCAUUUUUCUGAUAAAAAUUUGCU
Molecule: messenger RNA, 11860 nt
Organism: Actinia tenebrosa (Australian red waratah sea anemone)
Lineage: Eukaryota; Metazoa; Cnidaria; Anthozoa; Actiniaria; Actiniidae
Biological process (GO): fatty acid biosynthetic process
Molecular function (GO): fatty acid synthase activity; 3-oxoacyl-[acyl-carrier-protein] synthase activity
Source: RefSeq, a predicted model, not a curated record